This is a messenger RNA of Pocillopora meandrina, 2780 nucleotides long. The record is from the annotation of a GenBank genome assembly. NCBI's taxonomy places the organism in Eukaryota, Metazoa, Cnidaria, Anthozoa, Scleractinia, Pocilloporidae.
AUGGCUGGUCAGUCUUGGUCCUACUCGUUUGCGCACUGUUAUUUCGUACAGACCGCCGUAUUCAGAAGAUCAUCCAAUAACUAUUGGCGUUUUUUUUUUCAUGAGUUUGCUGAAUACCUCGAAUCUGUCGUCAUGUCCAGCGAUAAGUUAUUGAUAACUGGUAAUUUUAAUAUCCAUAUGGAUGUACCUACCGAUCGUAAUAACAUACAUUACAGAGAUCUUUUAGAAGCGAUGGGUCUUGUCCAACAUGUGAAGCAACCUACUCAUAGCGGAGCUCGCAGCUCGCGAAGCGUAGCAUAAUUGUACAAAAUAGUAGUAACCCAUCAAGCCGAAAAAAUUUGGUCGCGCGACCGUACGACCAACCGUAGAAGGUGCUACUUUUAGCAUGCGUGGCCAACUGUACCACGGGCACUAUCUUAGCCAUUACGUAAUGGAGGGGCGGGGGGAGAAGGUAAUGUGCAGGCGCGAUUGCGCGCGUAACUUGGAUACCCCAUUAGUGUGUGGAAACACCGGCAGAUCGCAAUGAAGUGCGCAUACUCGAGUAUCGAGCUUCAGUGUAGUGUACCGCGGGCAUACGGCAUUGCACAAGGGCUUCACAUGGGCUAGUAGAUGUGAAGCCGCGUAAGCAAAUAGUUUCAGUUGCAACCAGCGUUGCGCGAAAUCGAACUGGUGAGGUUGAAGUUGAAGGGUAAUUCUCAUUAUUUUACAAUCUCUAAUCAACAAUACCGGCAGAGCUAACACUUUGUCAACGGGAGGAAAUUGUUAUGAUUCAAGUUUGUGGAGAGAGGGUUUUGAGUGAAAAUAGGAUGAAAAGAAAGAGACUGAGCGAUCAAAAAAACAAGAAGUUAAAUACAUUGAGCGAAUUGAGAAAAACGCGCAAGAAAGUUAGAGAGGACACCAAAAUAUGCAGCAUACGGUGAAAGGAACGCUAAAGAGAACAAUAAAAGAUAUCAGUAAAAAGAUAAGUAUGUAGCGAAGAGCAACGCGGGAAGGAAGUAUAAAGACGCUCCUGAAACCAGACUGAGAAGAGGUCAUCAGCAAAGAGAAGCGAACUACUGAAGGAGCCGAGAAAGACGAGGAGGUAAGUCGUGUUUUAUCUGGGUUUUCCCACAUGCUAAGACCCAGACAAAUUCAAACCUUUUUUAACAAUCGUCGUUUGAUAGUAGCUUCAGUUUAUAAUUCAAAUCACGUUUCGGUAAAACAAUGACUUUGGCCUUCAUCGCCUAAAAACCCUCGCGCCGGUUCAUCGCUCGAAUAACAUUUCAAAGUGUUCGUAUUCUUCAAGGUAUUUCUUUUCCUGUCGUUUAGAAUGCUUUAUACAGUUGUGGUGUUAAUGGACAAGAAGUUAUCUUACGGAUUUUGUUUUGCCGAGAAAGCUUUCAAAUGAUAGCGAACGGCGAGUGCAAGUUUCGACCUCUUUCUCUCUUCAGUCAACUAUCGCAGGAUUUACUCUGUUCGUUGAAUAAAAUCGCGCUAUGUUGAAGAAGUGUUGUUUUAGCCUAAGAACGAACUGGCAGCCUUUCCCAAUCUUGAAAUAAGAUGAGAUUGAGUCAGCGAUGUCCAUGUUUACAUUAAGUCUGACGCGGUAAGUUGAUUUUGACAAUAUUUUAUAAAAUAAUUCAAAUAGUACGCGCGCUCUGAUUGGCCAUAAAACCAUGUUACAUGAGCGUAUGUCAACACGGUUUUCGUUCCUCUUUCAUUAGUUAUUUUAUAAAAGAAAUGUAAAAUGGUUUCCGUGUUUACAUAGCCUGAUGUAAACCACUCCGCCUCGCGUCGUGGUUUCCUACGCUUAUCUCGUGUUCUCCCAACCUCCCGCGUGUUUACAUCAGGCUAUGUAAACACGGAAACCAUUUUACAUUUCUUCAGUCAUGUGAGAACCCGUCAAACAUCUGAGAAAUAAAUUACGGACCGGAAAUGUGUGGUGCGAACAAACUCACGGGUAAAAUGGAAUUAGUCCUACUGCUGAAUGAGUGAACUUCAUUGUUUAGUCAUGGUACUUCUCAGCGUUAUGUUUUCAUGCUUUCUACUCGAUUCUUCAGGAAAUAAUUUCAAUUGCCUCACAAAACAUGGAGCCACUCUCUCUUCUCUCAACAUCUCGAGGUGUACUUACUUCUCGGGUUACGAUGAACAUGCUUGUGAUACGAUAUUCUUUUCCUAAUGCUGGAACCUGAAGAAUCAAUCUAUGAAAUCGAUAGUCAUCGUAUUUUGCCAGAAGCUUCUGAGCUGUGAUCGUGUAAUUAAACGGGGUCUUGGCAAUAUUUGCUGCGGACACUCGCAAUUCUAUUUUGUAUUUAGAUCCCCCUGACGACUGGGAAAAACUAUUUAAUUGCUACAACACGACGCUGUCAUCACUAUUAAAUAAGCAUGCCCCGACUCAGUCACGGAAAAUAAGAAAUAGGCUCAGGCCACCUCGGUUUGAUGAUGAAAUUAUGCAGGCAAGGCGUGACAGACGGAAAGCUGAAAAACUGUGGAGGAGAGCUGGACUAGCCUUGGACCUUCUAACGUUCAAAUCCAAGAGAAAUUACAUAAUAUAUGUUAUGAACAAUGCGAGAAGAACAUAUUAUAGUCGAUUUACUGAAGAAAACAGCUCAAAUUAGUCAAUACGUUUUCGGGAGAGCGAGCGUCUAUUGAAUAUUCAGCCUGAUAAAACUCUCCCGCCUCACAGGAAUACUGUUAGGCUCGUCAGCGAUAAGGAGGACCACUUUGUUCAUAAGAUCACUGCAAUAAUCCGAGUUUGCGGCCAUUACUCAGUCCCCUCCCAGUGCAUCCCAAGAAUCUGA